Durio zibethinus is the source of this 1581-nucleotide messenger RNA. Lineage: Eukaryota; Viridiplantae; Streptophyta; Magnoliopsida; Malvales; Malvaceae. The record is from RefSeq and is a predicted model, not a curated record.
AUGUUUCUAAACUCAUACAUUUCGGGCAUGAUCCCAUCUGCAAUGUCCUCUCACCUGCAUAAACUUGUUUCUCUUGAUCUAUCUCAUAAUGAUUUGAGCUUUGAGGGCAAUAGUUUUGAAAAUCUUUUGGGAAACUUGACGCAAAGAAGAGAACUUUUUCUUGAUGCAAUCGAUUUGUCUUGGGUUGCACCUACUUAUUUUCAAAACUUGUCUUCUUCCAUAAUGGUUCUCAGCCUCAGUGAUAAUGACCUGCAUGGAGAAUUACCUGAAGGUAUUUUCCGCUUUCCAUACCUCCAGAAGCUCAGAAUUACUGAUCAUGAUUCCUUGGAAGUUAACUUCCCAAAAAGUAAUUGGAGUAGUCCCCUCAGGUCACUAGAAGUCUUUUCUGUAAACAUCGCAAGAGAACUACCACUGCCUAGUUCUAUUGGUAAUCUUAGGUUCCUGGAGGUAUUGGAUCUUGGUUUUUGCAAUUUAAAAGGGUCAAUUCCAUUUUCAUUUUCGAAUUUUAACCAGCUCAGAUAUUUAGAUCUUUCUGGUAACCAACUACAUGGGCAGUUUCCUGAUGUUUUUGGAAACCUCACUAAACUUUUUCAUUUGUCUUUAAGGGAUAAUCAAUUUAGCGGGCAUUUGCCAUUUUCGGUAUUUGACCUCUCACACAUUGUUUAUCUUGACAUGUCACAAAAUAAACUGGUGGGUUCCCUUCCUUCUCAAGUUAGUGGCCUUUCAUUACUAUCUAGUCUUGACUUAUCUGGUAACUUCCUCAGUGGCAGAAUCCCACCAUCGUUGUUUACCCUUCCAUCUUUGUUUGACUUAUAUCUUAACGAUAUCAAGUUUACUGGUCCGAUUGACCAAUUUGAUCAACCCUCUGCUUCAUCGGAGUCUGUUUACUUGAUGAAUAAUGAGAUACAUGGCCCAAUUCCAAGUUCUGUCUUUGCACUUCUAAACCUUACGUCUCUUGACCUUUCAUCAAACAAGCUGACCGGGAUCUCUGAACCCAACAAUCUUCCGAAUCUCAACAAACUUGAGAACUUAGAUCUUUCAAAUAAUACUUUACUGUCAUUUAAGAAAGGUUUGGAAGAGCUAGACCUUUCUUAUAAUAGAAUCAAUGCUAUUGAGGCAGAUAUGUUUUCAAAGCUCAAAAAUCUCAGGUUGCUUGAUCUUUCCCACAAUAGUCAACUAUCACUGAGCACCACCAACAAUGUCAGCCUUUUUCUUCUUAACCUUCGGUCAUUGUCAUGUUCUUCUUGCAACAUCAGUGAAUUUUCAGAUUUUGUAAGAAAUCUAGAAGGUUUGGAAGAGCUAGUUCUUUCUUACAAUAGAAUCAAUGUUAUUGAGGCAGAUCUUUCCAACAACAGCAUACAAGGUAAAAUUUCCAUGGGGCAAUCUGAAGGAUGGCCUAGUUUGACAUGGCUUGAUCUUUCUAACAACGUUUUGACAGAUAUAGAGCAUUACCCAUGGAAGAAUACAAUUAAUCUUAGCAAUAAUGAUUUGGAUGGGCUAUUACCAAAAUCCCUGAUGAAUUGCAGUCAGUUAGAAGUGCUAAAUGUUGGAAACAACAAGAUCAGCGACAACCUUUCCUAA